CCCGCCCUCCUUUCCAGCAGCCCCCACUAGAGUCUCCCACUGGCCUCCCCAGAGCCCGCCUCGCCGCUCUAGCCGGCGCCCCCUCGCUGGCGGGCCCGGCGGCGCUCUCCCGCGCCACGGAAGCCGGCCGGGGCGGCGGCGCUGGUGGCAGAUUCAGCUCGCAGCUCUGCGCCUCACCUCGGCCCGGCCGCCCGCGCCCCUCGGCCCCCGGGCCGGCCCGCGCGCCCUCCCCUUCCCUCGGAUGCGCCGGAGGCGGCUCCGCGCCCAGCUCCGAGAGUGAGCCGGGCCGCCGCCAGGGCCUGCGCUUCGCGCCGCGCCGUUUCCCGGCCCCGAGUCCCCGUUUCACGCCUCUCCGGAGCGGACGGAGUCUUGUUACCCCGUCUCACCCGAAUUCGAGCCCUUCCCCUCCGGUUCACCCCGGGGCCUCGGUUUCGGAAAGUUUGGGACUGACUCUCACUUAGGUCUACUCAAAGCCCUGGAGCCCUGGAUUGCUGGAGAGCGGCCCUUAGAGCCCCGGGUCGCCAACUCCGGUGCAAUUUUCUCUCCAAACUUGAAGAUCCCUUUCUUGUCUUGGCAAAUUUACGGCUGGCCGAGGUGCCAUGGCCCCAAAGCCGGGAAGCGAAUGGAGUACGGUCCUGUCGCAUCUGGUGCUGGGAGCCGUGUCUCUGCACGCAGCAGUGAGCUCUGUGCAGUGUACUAACGGUCACUUGAUGUGCGCUGGCUGUUUUAUCCACCUACUAGCAGAUGCCCGGCUGAAGGAGGAGCAGGCCACAUGCCCCAACUGUCGUUGUGAGAUCAGUAAGAGCCUCUGCUGCCGAAACCUGGCUGUGGAGAAAGCUGUGAGUGAGCUGCCCUCAGAGUGUGGCUUCUGCCUGCGCCAGUUUCCCCGCUCCCUCUUAGAGAGGCACCAGAAAGAGGAGUGCCAGGACAGGGUGACCCAGUGCAAGUACAAGCGCAUUGGCUGCCCAUGGCACGGCCCCUUCCAUGAGCUGACAGUGCAUGAGGCUGCAUGUGCCCACCCAACCAAGACAGGCAAUGAGCUGAUGGAAAUCCUCGAUGAGAUGGACCAGAGCCACCGCAAGGAGAUGCAGCUAUACAACAGCAUCUUCAGCCUGCUGAGCUUCGAGAAGAUCGGCUACACAGAGGUUCAGUUCCGGCCUUACCGCACAGAUGACUUCAUCACACGCCUAUACUAUGAGACGCCGAGGUUCACGGUGCUGAACCAGACAUGGGUCCUGAAGGCUCGUGUGAAUGACUCGGAGCGCAACCCCAACCUGUCGUGCAAGCGCACGCUUUCCUUCCAGCUGCUCCUCAAAAGCAAGGUUACAGCACCCUUGGAGUGUUCCUUCCUGCUGCUCAAGGGCCCCUACGACGACGUGAGGAUCAGUCCAGUCAUCUACCACUUUGUCUUCACCAAUGAGAGCAAUGAGACGGACUACGUGCCGCUGCCCAUCAUCGACUCCGUGGAGUGCAACAAGCUGCUGGCCGCCAAGAACAUCAACCUACGGCUCUUCCUAUUCCAAAUACAGAAAUAGGCUGGGCCCAGGAUGCCCAAGGAGCCGAGGGCCAUUGUUCGACACCACUGUCCCCUUCACCCCUGGCUUGGCAGCGGCUUCACACGACUAUCUGAUCAUUUUCAGCAAAGAAGGAGAACAAACAAACCAAGCACUGGGAAAGUCUGCAUGCGUGUGCAACAGGGUCCCUGCCUCCAGCUCACCCCCUCACUCCUGCCUCUCCCCUCCUGCGGGCAGCCAGAGGCUGAGCUGAUCACAGAGGAAACUACUCUGGGCUCCCCCAGGCACACAGGGACAGGUGGCAAGGAGGGUGAGAAGCCAGCCGCCUCUGCCCCGGUUCCCAUCCUCAACAAGGUGGCGCUGCCUGCUCUGGUUCCCGGGCUGGGCUCAGGGGCCCUCAUUGACUUCAGACGGCAUAUUUGAUUGCAAUUAAAAAGGCAGCCUUGUUUCCUACUUUCUGUUUUGUUGGAGGGGAAGGCGUGGCCGUGAAUGGACUGUAGGAGCUUUGGUUUAGCCUAGGAGUCUAAACCUUCCCUGUCUUGCACCUGUGUGUGCUUCCCCAGGAAAGACUCAAAGACACUGCCUGCUACUCUAGUCUGUCAGAGAUGUUGGGAGGCCUGGCCAGGGAGAGCCAGGAAGGGGCUUCCUCAGCCACUGGCUGCACCAAGGAGGCAGGACAUGGCCACCAGGGCUCAGCAAAUGUUUUCGGAAUGCAGGGUGAAAUUCUCUUUUCCCAGGAAAAAAAUUAAACUCUUCACAGGCUCUUC
Molecule: messenger RNA, 2281 nt
Organism: Perognathus longimembris pacificus (Pacific pocket mouse)
Lineage: Eukaryota; Metazoa; Chordata; Mammalia; Rodentia; Heteromyidae
Product: cysteine and histidine-rich protein 1
Exons: 4
Coding region: 600-1535 (311 amino acids)
Cellular component (GO): nucleus
Molecular function (GO): zinc ion binding
Source: RefSeq, a predicted model, not a curated record